GCCAGCCGCAGCCCCUCUCGCGUGUGGCGGACCCUGGGGACUCCAGGUCACACUGCGGCCCCGGCCCUCCCGCCGCGCCUGAGGCAUAAUGGUUAUGAAAGCUUCUGUAGAUGAUGAUGAUUCAGGAUGGGAGCUCAGUAUACCAGAAAAAAUGGAAAAAGGCAAUACAAACUGGGUGGACAUAACCCAGGAUUUCGAAGAAGCUUGUCGAGAAUUGAAGUUGGGGGAACUGCUUCAUGAUAAACUAUUUGGUCUUUUUGAAGCCAUGUCUGCUAUUGAAAUGAUGGAUCCCAAGAUGGAUGCUGGCAUGAUUGGAAACCAAGUUAAUCGAAAAGUUCUCAAUUUUGAACAAGCUAUCAAGGAUGGCACCAUUAAAAUUAAAGACCUCACCUUGCCUGAGUUGAUAGGGAUAAUGGAUACAUGUUUUUGCUGUUUGAUAACAUGGUUAGAAGGUCAUUCCUUGGCACAGACAGUAUUUACGUGCCUUUACAUUCAUAAUCCAGACUUUAUAGAAGAUCCUGCCAUGAAAGCUUUUGCUCUGGGAAUCUUGAAAAUUUGUGACAUUGCAAGAGAAAAAGUAAAUAAAGCUGCUGUUUUUGAAGAGGAAGAUUUUCAGUCUAUGACUUAUGGAUUUAAAAUGGCUAACAGUGUGACAGAUCUUCGAGUUACAGGCAUGCUAAAAGAUGUGGAAGAUGACAUGCAAAGAAGAGUAAAGAGUACUCGAAGUCGACAAGGAGAAGAAAGAGAUCCAGAAGUUGAACUAGAACACCAACAAUGUUUAGCAGUAUUCAGCAGAGUGAAAUUUACUCGUGUUUUACUGACAGUGCUUAUAGCCUUUACUAAGAAAGAGACCAGUGCUGUUGCAGAAGCUCAGAAAUUGAUGGUUCAAGCAGCAGAUCUUCUUUCUGCCAUUCAUAAUUCAUUGCACCACGGCAUCCAGGCCCAGAAUGAUACUACAAAAGGAGAUCAUCCAAUUAUGAUGGGGUUUGAGCCCCUUGUUAACCAGAGGCUACUUCCACCCACUUUCCCUCGAUAUGCAAAAAUAAUUAAAAGGGAAGAAAUGGUGAACUAUUUUGCAAGAUUAAUAGAUAGGAUAAAAACUGUCUGUGAGGUUGUGAAUUUAACAAAUUUACAUUGUAUUCUGGAUUUUUUCUGUGAAUUUAGUGAACAAUCACCAUGUGUUCUUUCAAGAUCUCUCUUACAAACCACAUUCCUGGUGGAUAACAAAAAGGUCUUUGGAACUCAUCUCAUGCAAGACAUGGUGAAAGAUGCACUUCGGUCUUUUGUCAGUCCUCCGGUGCUUUCCCCUAAGUGCUGCCUAUAUAAUAAUCACCAGGCCAAGGACUGUAUCGACUCCUUUGUUACUCACUGUGUUCGGCCAUUCUGUAGUCUUAUCCAGAUCCAUGGGCAUAACAGAGCUCGACAGAGGGAUAAACUCGGUCAUAUUCUUGAAGAAUUUGCUACGCUGCAGGAUGAGGCAGAGAAGGUUGAUGCAGCGCUUCACACUAUGCUGUUGAAACAGGAACCUCAAAGGCAACACUUGGCCUGUUUAGGUACCUGGGUCCUUUAUCAUAACCUUCGAAUUAUGAUACAAUAUCUUCUAAGUGGCUUUGAAUUGGAGCUCUACAGCAUGCACGAGUACUACUACAUAUAUUGGUACCUGUCUGAAUUUCUUUAUGCAUGGCUGAUGUCAACCCUGAGUCGUGCUGAUGGCUCUCAGAUGGCAGAGGAGAGGAUAAUGGAAGAGCAGCAGAAGGGCCGUAGCAGCAAGAAAACAAAGAAAAAAAAGAAAGUUCGCCCAUUGAGCCGAGAGAUCACGAUGAGCCAGGCAUAUCAGAACAUGUGUGCUGGAAUGUUUAAAACCAUGGUAGCAUUUGACAUGGAUGGCAAAGUGCGCAAACCCAAAUUCGAGCUUGAUAGUGAACAGGUUCGGUAUGAGCACAGGUUUGCUCCCUUCAACAGUGUGAUGACCCCACCGCCAGUACACUACCUACAGUUCAAGGAAAUGUCCGACCUCAAUAAAUACAGCCCUCCUCCUCAAUCACCAGAACUAUAUGUGGCAGCUAGUAAGCACUUUCAGCAAGCAAAAAUGAUACUGGAAAAUAUCCCAAACCCGGACCAGGAGGUCAGUAGAAUUUUAAAGGUUGCUAAACCCAACUUUGUGGUUAUGAAAUUAUUGGCAGGAGGACACAAAAAGGAAUCUAAGAUUCCUCCCGAGUUUGAUUUCUCUGCUCACAAAUAUUUUCCUGUUGUAAAACUUGUUUGAAAGAAACUGAAAAGGUGAUCCAUAAAGUGGUAGAAUCUACUUUCAGAUUCCACUCUUAAAGGAUACUUCCAUCAGUCUUACCACAUAACGUGAAGUGAAAUGGAUUUCUUGGAUAACAGCCCAUUAUAAGGUUUACUUUUAGUUUGACAGCCUUAUAUGAUAUGAAUGAAAACUGCUGUUUUAAAGUGGUUUCUUAUGUUCCAUGGAUGAAACUGGUCUUAUUGAAUGCAUUGAUGAACGUUAUAUGGUUUUAUUACAGAUUUAAUCAUAAAUCAUUUUUUAUGGAUGAUUGAGUGAAAAUAGUGUUUGUAAAGGUUAAUAAAUUUGACAAAAAAAUGCACUACUGGAGAUGAAAAAUAGCACUUUGUUGAUACAUGUGAACAACAGAAGGUGUUUGCUCUUUAACAUUUGAGUGGUUCAAAAACACAUUAUUCAAAAGAAUUUUCACAUCAAGAGACUUAAACACAUAGGUGAUGUUGGUGGAAUCCACUUAAAAGGGAUUUUGAGGGGAGAACCUCUAAAAUAUAAUGGGAGAUUAAAUUACAUCAGGACUGAUUUUUAUGUUACGAUACCAUAAAUUGUAUAUCAAUAAGAAUAUAGAUGUUGGGCCAGAGGUGGAAUGGUGGUUAAGGUGACUGGAUCCCGUAUGGUUGGCUGUGCAGUUCAAGUCCUGGACCUGGUGGCGGCUUGAGAAAUAUGCCAGGCACAUGUAUGUGCAUCCCAAUUCCCAAGAGAAAAAUGGAGGAAGACAAAAUGCUGUGGUCAUCCCCUUGGGAAGAACAUACCCUCCUACCCCGCAAGUACACACCCCUUCAGCAAACUUAAAAAAAAGAGAAUACAGAUAUGCUAAAAACACAUCCCAACUUAACCGUUACUUUAGACACCUUUAAAAGAUCACACAAUUAUAUUUGCUGGUGACAUUAUUCAGAAGGUAGAAAUGUUAAAUUUUGCUUCUAGAUGUAAAUGUGGUAUGUUCCUUUUCAUUUACUUCAUAAUCAGUUUAGCCUAUGAAACAUUGCCAAAUGGGGAUGUAGCUCUGACUCUGCAAGUGCCAAAGGCCCCAGCCUGCCUUUGCUGCUCUUUCUCUUUCCUGUCUGCCCUGGUGUUUGCCCUGGCAGCUGGCCAAUUCUCUUGGUAGCUUUCCUUUUCUCCUCUGCAGGAGGCAGUGCUAAAGCAGAAUGAGCUGUAGGGUGACUUCAUUGGCUUCUGUAGCUUGUCCCAAGACUAUGUAGCCUUUGGUCUUGGUGUUAUGGGGGGCCCAAGUUUCAACUCUGAUCUGACACCUUUCUUGAAAACAGGUAUUAUAAGUUCUUUCUGUAAAUAAGUUUAAGCAGCUGACCUGACUGAAACUUCCUGCCAUUUCAGAGAUCUUAAGGAGAGAAAGUUCCUGACUCCUCUCUUCUCAGUUAAUGAAAUAGCAGUGUGGCUCUCUCCCAGGAGUGGUGACACGUACGUCAUCCUGGAUCAACUAUUAGGUAUCCUGAAAUGUCAGAACCUAGAAGUCUUUAUUUAAAAAGUUGCCUUUAC
Molecule: messenger RNA, 3793 nt
Organism: Tupaia belangeri chinensis (Chinese tree shrew)
Lineage: Eukaryota; Metazoa; Chordata; Mammalia; Scandentia; Tupaiidae
Gene: NAA35
Product: N-alpha-acetyltransferase 35, NatC auxiliary subunit
Exons: 23
Coding region: 89-2266 (725 amino acids)
Biological process (GO): N-terminal peptidyl-methionine acetylation
Cellular component (GO): NatC complex
Source: RefSeq, a predicted model, not a curated record